Messenger RNA from Meloidogyne enterolobii, 426 nucleotides. NCBI's taxonomy places the organism in Eukaryota, Metazoa, Nematoda, Chromadorea, Rhabditida, Meloidogynidae. The record is from the annotation of a GenBank genome assembly.
UUUUUUUCUCAGUUAGUAGCUUGUGCAAUGGCAGACUCUUCUGUUUAUAUUUUUGAUAUUGCCGGUCGUGGUGGUGUUUUAUCCAAAAUUCGUUAUCCAUCAUCGACAGGCGGAGGUGCCAGUUCUUAUUUUCAUUCACCGUCAUCUGCAAUUGGUGGACUUUCUUCUUUAUUUUUAAAACAUACAAGAAGGAGAAGUAGUAGUGGUGGAAGUAGUGCUGAUGGAACUACGUCUCAAAACACAGCAAAUAUGCUUUCUCCUGGCCGUACUUCAAAUAAUAAACUUUUACAAAAUCAACAAACACAAAUUCAACCAAUUCCUGCAGCAAUGCGUUUCCAUCAAUAUCGUGUUCUUCUUGGUGUAGCAACAGUUGAGGGCCAAUUCCGAGCUUUUUCUAUGCCAAACGUGGAUUCAUCAAGUAAAUAG